Messenger RNA from Penicillium olsonii, 1992 nucleotides. Lineage: Eukaryota; Fungi; Ascomycota; Eurotiomycetes; Eurotiales; Aspergillaceae. The record is from the annotation of a GenBank genome assembly.
AUGACAGCAAAUCAGCCCGAUACCAGAGAAGGCCGGCCAUAUCGGUCACAUCUUCACCCCGCAUGCUUCUCAUGUCGGAGGCGGAAGUCCCGCUGCAAGACGAGAAACUCCUCGGCUGUAUGCAUUAUGUGCCAAGCUCAUGGCACAGAAUGCAUAUUUCCACGCCCUGAAGACCCCUUGCAACAAGUUCCGACUUUACCGGCAAAGCCAAGAGUCAAUGUCAAACGACGUCCUGCCCACAACAGGCACAAGUUGCAACACACGCAGUCUCACGCUGGACUACAGCCUGUAGCACGAACCCCAGGUCUUGUGGAUCUGGAUGCCGAUCCCAGUCAGAAUGCCGGCCCGGGAUCUGCAGGCCAUACUCAAAUGCCAAGAUUGCCAAACAACGAGCAAAGGACCAAAGACCUGUCCAAUCUUAUGGGCAUUGUGGAGGAGGCUGGGGAUGAUAGCUCUCACAUUGUCAGCCCUGCGGUUGCGGAGGAUAAUGAGAUCCUGGAGAAUUAUCUCUCUGCUGUUCCGACUGCAAAGAGAGGAUGUUUGAUACGCACGGGGUCGGCUUCGAACUGCUCGCUCAGGCCUGUGCGCUUCAAUGUUGUGUCGAGGAGGCCUUUGGGUGUAUCUACUACGCAGUCCCUUGCGGCAUCGAAGUGUGAGAUCAUUGAGAAAUAUAUGGACCCUGACGUGGACGAAUACUUGAACAUGUUCUUCCAGAAAGCUAAUACGUGCUUCCCGAUAUUUGACGAAGCUUCUUUCAGAAGUGCAUACGCCUCUAACAAAGGGAACAUAUCGUCGGCCUUGCUAUGCAAUCUUUAUGCAAACUCCUUGGUCUACUGGGAAAGUUCACCCAAGCUAGCUUCAGGCCGCACACCCGAUAUUCGAUUUAUUUGGAACCAAGCCAACGAGGCCCUCCAUUCAGAGCUGUUCAUGUCGCCUGGAAUCUCGACAGUCAUGUCCAUAUUGAUCAAUGUCUGCGGCAGACCCAGUACAUCCAUGUUCGGCAACGGAGGGAUGGUGGGAACAGCCGUAGCCCUGUCAAAUGCACUCGGGCUCAACCGAGAUCCCUCGAAUUGGAGCAUAUCUCCACUGGAAAAAAGCCUACGAAUACGCCUGUGGUCACUAGUCCUGAUCCACGACCGCUGGUGCAGCCUAGCGUAUGGCACCCCAUUGCAAGUCCACCGGUCCCAGUAUGAUGUGCCAUUUCCAACAGUGGAUGAUAUCUGCACUGCCUCGGCAUCUCCAUAUCAGAAAGCAACGGCUUCAAUCUUCGUUGCCCUCACGACACUAACAAACGUCCUCGCUCAGUAUCUCGAACACGUCUACAGCGUAUCAAAGACUCAUCCAUCUACAGAAAUGUCAGCGCUGGACCUGGAACGAGUCCUGAGUGAAUGGGAAGAGACUUUGACAGAGGACGUUCGUCGAAUUGCACUUCGGGGAACCCUUCUCAAUGUCCCUGGUGCUGCUAAUUUCCGCCUCGCCUAUCUCUCAGUCAAGCUUCUUCUCCGACGUAUCCAACUCGACUUGGGCCAGGCCUCUGCCCAAGCUGUGCACGAUUCCGUGCCACCAUGUUAUACGAAUGCUCAACGGGUUGCCGAGGAAAUCAUGCAUCUCGUUCAAGAACUCAAUGCCGAUCAAUUAACUGCGUUCUGGCUCCCGGCGCAUGCAUUUUCAAUCACGUCUGCCACAAUGUUCCUGCUGCGAAGUAGUUUGCAUGCAAGACAUCAGCAGCAUAACUUGCCUCUUCAAAUUGCAAGAGACAUGAUUUAUGCCCUUCAGGUGCACAGAGACAACUUCAGUUGGGAUAUUGCAGAUGACUGUCUUUCAAAUUGCAGUGGUUUGGUCGAGAGGUUUGGAUCUGGUAGUCACUUGGAGGGCAGUGAUUUGUCUUUUCUUGAGAGCCCUGAUAUCACGCAGAAUCUGGAUGUAGAUCCAACUGCUUUGGAUCAUCUGCUUUUCGGUGCGCCCUGGUUUCAAAGCGCAUGCGACUUUUAG